This is a messenger RNA of Vespa mandarinia (Asian giant hornet), 959 nucleotides long. RefSeq lists its product as uncharacterized. Gene Ontology annotation, cellular component: extracellular matrix. NCBI's taxonomy places the organism in Eukaryota, Metazoa, Arthropoda, Insecta, Hymenoptera, Vespidae. The record is from RefSeq and is a predicted model, not a curated record.
GAGAGUGACCUUGGUUCUUAUACAAUUACCGUCGUUACAAGAGAUUGAGAGAAACCGUUAGGGGGCCCAGACGAAGUCCAACUAUAAAGGAGCUGAUCAGUGUUCCAGAUUUAUCGUUCACCAUUCGACAAUCAACUAGUGAACAACAACAUAUUAUCAAUGAUGUUUUUUGCACUUGGUCUAGUUCUAUUGGCUAUGAAUUGUGAUGCCGUUUUGAUUAGAUACGGACAUGAAGGAUACGGAAAUUAUGAAGGACACGAUGGUUAUAAAGAAUAUGAAACAGCAGUCUCACACUCAUCUGUUAUCACUCCUGUUCUUAGUAAAUUGAUCUAUGGUGUACCAACUUAUGUACAAAAUUAUGGACCGUACGAUCAUAACGAAGGACAUGCUUAUCCAAAAUAUUCCUUCAAAUAUGGUGUCCAUGAUCCCCAUACUGGUGACGUUAAAAAACAAGAGGAAGUUCGUGAUGGUGAUGUGGUUAAGGGUUCUUACAGUUUAAACGAACCUGAUGGUACAAUUCGUGUGGUCGAUUAUACAUCUGACCCACACAAUGGAUUCAACGCUAUUGUCAAAAAAAUCGGACAAGCUGUACAUCCUACGCCACUCGUCAAGUAUAUUGCCCCUGAAUACGGAUAUGAGAAGCAUUACUAAAUGAAUAUAACGUGGUUUUCGAUUGUCUACUUCGGAAUCGAUGAAAUUGAUUAAAGAUUAUUCAUGAUUUCAAUAAUAUAUGUAUGUGUACAUAAUACCUGUUAAAUUACUUAGAAUAAAUUGAUGCAUUUAAGAUAAAUAAUAAAGCAAACAAUAGAUAGACAUUAAAAGCGAUUUUUAUUCUUAUUAUUUAAAAAAAAAUUGUUGAAAUAAUUCAAAAUCAAUUAAUUCGAUAGCUCAAUAAAUGGUGUAACCUUGAUACUUGAGAUAAAUUUUGAAAAUCUAUACUAUAAAAUUUACCGUAAGUA